UCAGACCUGCAGAAUGGACUUCACUGAGGCGUACUCUAAUACUUGUUCAGCUGCUGGAUAUGCUGUAAAAAAAGGAAAUGUAGAACUUUUGAAAACCUUGAUUCAAAAAGGUUAUAGUCUUGACAUUGCUGACAACCGUGGUUGGUGUCCAAUCCAUGAAGCUGCAACUCACAAAUCUUUGAGAUGUUUGAGACUCUUAAUACAUGCAGCUUCUUCUGCUCAGUGCAUAGAUUUAAAGACUUUUGAAGGUGAAACAGCUUUACAUCUUGCUGCAAAAUGUAGCCAUUUAAAAAUUGUUCAGAUUCUGCUAAAGGCUGGGGCAAAUCCGAAUGCCAUCACAAAUGAAAACGUAACACCGCUUUUUUUAGCAACCGAGAAAGGUGACAUUGCUGUUGCAAAGACACUUUUAAAGCAUGGAGCAAGAAUUAAUGGACCACAUUCUGCAUGUUUAUGGAGUGUUCUGCAUCAGGCUGCUUAUCAGGAACACUUAGAAAUACUGAAGCUCUUGCUUGAAAAAGGUGCUGAUAAAGAAGCCAGGGAUGAUUAUGGAAUUACACCGUUGUUUCUUGCUGCUCAGUAUGGAAAACAGGAAAGUCUAAGUGUUCUCCUGCAACAUGGGAGUGAUGUUAAUUGCCAGGCCUUUGAUAAGGCCACACCUUUGUUCAUAGCAGCUCAGGAAGGCCACGUAGAAUGUGUUGAACUGCUGUUGUCAAAUAGUGCUGAUGCAAACCUUUAUUGUAGUGAAGACGAUUGGCAGUUGCCAAUUCAUGCUGCUGCCCAGAUGGGGAAGGUCAAAGUGUUGGAAUUCUUGAUACCAAUCACAGAUCGAAUAUGUGAUACAGGGAGGAAUAAAGUGAGCCCAGUCUAUUCAGCAGUGUAUGGAGGACAGCAAAAGUGCUUAAAAAUGUUAUUACAGGCAGGUUACAGUCCCAAUGCCCAGGAGUGCCCAUUGUAUGACUGCCUAUCGCCAUUGUGCAUGGCUUUUUCUCGGAGGUUUUUUGCAAUUGUUUACAUCCUUCUUCAAGCUGGAGCUGUUGUAACAGGUCUUCAUUAUUGUUAUUGCCUGCAAUAUCAGUGCUUCCAUUUGCUGCAGUUUCUUCUGGCACAGGGUUACACUUUACCAUCAGGCAGUCAUUUGGCUGAUGUUGUAAAGUAUGGAUUAUUAUCAGAACAUCAGUACAAGCAGUGGUUGCCUCACCUAUUACUAGCUGGAUUGAAUCCUGUUGAUUUGCUUAGUGAAACAUGGUUAAAUACUGCCAGUGAUAACAUGCUUAACUUUACACUUGAAUUUACAAACUGGAAGAGGCUUCCAUCAAUUGUGGAGCAGAUUCUUUUCUGUCGCAGAGCAAACUCUACUUGGGUUCAUCAGAAAUAUUUUGAUGACAUUCCUUCGUUGACCCACCUCUGUCGUUUAAAAAUUCGAUCAACUCUAAAAAGUGAAUUUCUUCGUUCUGAUAAAUUUAUUCGUCAAUUACCACUCCCUGUCUGUCUGCAUGAUUUUCUCCUUUAUAAAGAAAUAUUGAAAUUAUAUGGCGUUCCAGAAAUUUCAGAGAGUCAAGAAGAAAUCCAAAGAGAACAUGGUUACAUUUAAUAUUCAUACGACUGAUCAUAGAAAACAUCUGAUGUGUGAGAG
This is a messenger RNA of Rhincodon typus (whale shark), 1633 nucleotides long. It is a transcript of the gene asb3, whose product is annotated as ankyrin repeat and SOCS box containing 3. Gene Ontology annotation, biological process: intracellular signal transduction. Bases 14 to 1591 code for a protein of 525 amino acids. The transcript is spliced from 9 exons. The record is from RefSeq and is a predicted model, not a curated record. Lineage: Eukaryota; Metazoa; Chordata; Chondrichthyes; Orectolobiformes; Rhincodontidae. Gene Ontology annotation, molecular function: protein binding.